Messenger RNA from Cloeon dipterum, 1448 nucleotides. RefSeq names its product rhodopsin-like. Gene Ontology annotation, molecular function: G protein-coupled photoreceptor activity. Gene Ontology annotation, cellular component: plasma membrane. The transcript is spliced from 6 exons. Bases 156 to 1274 code for a protein of 372 amino acids. Gene Ontology annotation, biological process: visual perception; G protein-coupled receptor signaling pathway; cellular response to light stimulus. The record is from RefSeq and is a predicted model, not a curated record. NCBI's taxonomy places the organism in Eukaryota, Metazoa, Arthropoda, Insecta, Ephemeroptera, Baetidae.
GCAAUGCCGCGAAGGAUGGCGGCGGUAUAAAAGCAGCGGAGCAGCAGCCAGAAGCUCGAGCCACCUCAGCCUGUGGGCAUUGCAGAACCAACCGUUUCCGACGGUAUCGUGAAUUUCUCCACCCAACAAAGUCCAACCAACACUCCGCAUCAACGAUGGCUAUGUCUGGCCCCGUGUUCGAAGCCUAUCGUUCCGGUGUCACGAACUUGACCGUCGUGGACAUGGUUCUGCCCGACAUGCUCCACAUGGUUGACCCCCAUUGGUACAAGUUUCCUCCCAUGAACCCCCUUUGGCACGGCAUUCUCGGCUUUGUCAUCGGCGUUUUGGGAGUGAUCUCUUUCUGCGGCAACGGCAUGGUGCUCUACAUCUUUGGCACCACCAAAGCGCUCAGGUCACCUUCAAAUUUACUGGUCAUGAACCUGGCUCUCUCUGACUUCCUCAUGAUGAUCAUCAUGUCACCACCCAUGGUGAUCAACUGCUACUACGAAACCUGGGUUCUCGGCCCUCUGAUGUGCGAAAUCUACGCCAUGGCUGGCUCGCUUUUCGGCUGCGGAGACAUUUGGACCAUGGUGUUCAUCGCCAUGGACAGGUACAACGUCAUUGUCAAGGGUCUUGCUGGCAAACCGCUGACGAACGGGACCGCCAUGUUAAGGAUCUUAUUCGUGUGGACGUUUUCCACUGCAUGGACCAUUGCACCACUUUUCGGAUGGAACAGGUACGUACCAGAAGGAAACAUGACUGCUUGCGGCACCGACUACCUGAACCGAGACUGGACCAGCGCAAGCUACCUGGUUGUGUACGGAAUCUUUGUCUACUUCGUCCCACUGUUCACCAUCUGCUUUGCCUACUACUUCAUCCUAUCCGCGGUGUUCGCCCACGAGAAGACAAUGAGGGAGCAGGCCAAGAAGAUGAACGUGGCCUCCCUCAGAGCCGAGGACAAGGCGCAGAGCACUGAAUGCAAACUGGCCAAGGUCGCCCUGGUCACCAUCUCGCUUUGGUGCAUGGCCUGGACGCCCUAUCUGAUCAUCAACUUCACCGGCAUUUUCGUGGGCGCCAACAUCAGCCCCCUGACAACCAUUUGGUGCUCGCUUUUCGCCAAGGCCAGCACCGUUUACAACCCAAUCGUCUACGGAAUAAGCCAUCCCAAGUACAGGGCUGCCCUCUACGCUCGAUUCCCCGCCCUGGUGUGUGGAGGCGCCAGCAGCGAUGACGCAUCGGCCACCAACUCACAGAGCUCCAUUAACACAGAAGCUGAAAAGAAUGAGAACGCUUGAACAUCUCUCAGCUGAACCCGGGUACAUCUCUACGACGAACUGACUGCGAACAUUUAAUGAAAAAUGCAAUUUUCUACCUCUAGCAUUCCUCGACGUAUUUUGUAACAAAACAUACCUUCCCAAGGUCCAUAAUAGUUAACCCGUGCAUCAAUAAAAAUGGGAUAAUACCAAAAA